Messenger RNA from Manihot esculenta (cassava), 1187 nucleotides. Its product is annotated as ferritin-3, chloroplastic. Gene Ontology annotation, biological process: intracellular iron ion homeostasis; iron ion transport. The record is from RefSeq and is a predicted model, not a curated record. The coding region runs from base 173 to 961 and encodes 262 amino acids. NCBI's taxonomy places the organism in Eukaryota, Viridiplantae, Streptophyta, Magnoliopsida, Malpighiales, Euphorbiaceae. The transcript has 8 exons. Gene Ontology annotation, molecular function: ferric iron binding; ferrous iron binding. Gene Ontology annotation, cellular component: cytoplasm.
UCCUUCACCCCUUAAUAUCUUCACUUCCCUACCUCACGCAAAAUUAUCACUCCCACACAGGAGCAUAGGAGCCUUACUCAUUGCUUCCAUUGCCAUUUUCAAAUCCUUUCGUCUUCUUCGAGAUCAAAAAGCUCUAAUCUCCUUUCUUCUCUCUUUAGAAAUCCAUAAAAGUAUGUUGCUGAAGGCUGCUCCUGCUCUCUCUUUGAUUAACACUCGUGGGGAGAAUCUGGGUCCUCUGUUUUCCUCUGUUUCUUCCUCGUCUAAUCCUCCUUUUCCAAUGAUUCUUCGUGGAAAAACUGGAACUGGGUUUGUGGUCUGUGCAUCAAAGGGUGCAAAUGACAAGCCAUUAACUGGUGUUAUUUUUGAACCUUUUGAAGAGGUCAAAAAGGAGCUCAAUUUGGUCCCUACUGUCCCUCAAGUUUCCCUUGCUAGACAGAAGUAUGCUGAUGAGUGUGAAGCUGCCAUUAAUGAACAGAUCAAUGUGGAGUAUAAUGUCUCCUACGUGUACCAUGCCAUGUUUGCUUAUUUUGACAGGGACAAUGUUGCUCUCAAGGGUCUUGCCAAGUUUUUUAAGGAAUCAAGUGAGGAAGAAAGAGAGCAUGCUGAGAAAUUUAUGGAAUACCAGAACAAAAGAGGUGGAAAAGUGAAGCUGCAGUCAAUAGUAAUGCCCCUUUCGGAGUUUGAUCAUGUGGAAAAAGGAGAUGCAUUGUAUGCGAUGGAGCUUGCUUUGUCUCUGGAAAAAUUAACAAAUGAAAAGCUCCUGAACUUGCAGAGUGUGGCUGAGCGGAACCAUGAUGUGCAGUUGGGUGAUUUUGUUGAAAGUGAGUUCUUAUCAGAACAGGUGGAAGCCAUCAAAAAAAUUUCUGAAUAUGUUGCUCAGUUGAGAAGAGUGGGCAAAGGACAUGGAGCGUGGCACUUCGACCAGAUGCUUCUCCAUGAGGAAGAGGCAGUUGUUGCAUAAUGAUGGAGACAUCUUAUUUGCUGCUUAAGUACCAUUUUGAAGGUUAUCCUAAGCUAUCUUUUUGGGUUAGUAGUUGUUGAAAGAUUUUUGGAGGUGUGCUUAGCUCAGACAUUAGGUGGUGUUUGAUAAGAUGAGAGACCUUUAAAAAUGGGUUUAAUCCCUCUUCCUUGACAAUGAUAAUCCUGUUUAAAAGCGUUUGAAAUAUAUGAAUAUCUUUUAUUCCUAA